Messenger RNA from Spea bombifrons (plains spadefoot toad), 627 nucleotides. It is a transcript of the gene FGF20, whose product is annotated as fibroblast growth factor 20. Gene Ontology annotation, molecular function: growth factor activity; fibroblast growth factor receptor binding. Bases 1 to 627 code for a protein of 208 amino acids. Gene Ontology annotation, biological process: positive regulation of protein phosphorylation; animal organ morphogenesis; positive regulation of gene expression. The record is from RefSeq and is a predicted model, not a curated record. NCBI's taxonomy places the organism in Eukaryota, Metazoa, Chordata, Amphibia, Anura, Pelobatidae. Gene Ontology annotation, cellular component: cytoplasm. The transcript is spliced from 3 exons.
AUGGCUCCAGUGGCCGAAAUGGGUAGCUUCCUGGCCGGCGUGGACACCUUGGCUCAGGUGGGCACUCAGUACCUGCUGCCUCCUGCCAGAGACACCCCCCUGCUGUACAACGACCCACUGGGGCAGUCUGAGCGCUUGUCCCGCAGCGCCCCCUCGGAUCUGGCCCAUCUCCAGGGCAUUCUCCGCCGCAGACAGCUCUACUGCAGGACCGGGUUUCACCUGCAGAUCCUCCCCGACGGUAACGUGCAGGGCACCCGGCAGGACCACAGCCGCUUCGGCAUCCUUGAGUUCAUCAGUGUUGCAAUUGGUCUUGUCAGCAUUAGAGGAGUAGACAGUGGUCUAUACCUUGGCAUGAAUGACAAAGGAGAACUUUUUGGAUCGGAAAAAUUGACCUCAGAGUGCAUUUUCCGUGAACAUUUUGAAGAAAAUUGGUAUAAUACUUAUUCAUCAAAUUUAUAUAAGCAUGGAGACUCUGGAAGAAGAUACUUUGUAGCUCUUAAUAAAGAUGGAACGCCUAGAGACGGUGCCCGUGCAAAGAGACACCAGAAGUUCACCCACUUUCUACCCAGGCCAGUGGAUCCUGAAAAAGUACCCGAACUUUACAGAGAUGUCAUGGGGAACAGCUGA